Molecule: messenger RNA, 1223 nt
Organism: Anoplopoma fimbria (sablefish)
Lineage: Eukaryota; Metazoa; Chordata; Actinopteri; Perciformes; Anoplopomatidae
Gene: supt3h
Product: SPT3 homolog, SAGA and STAGA complex component
Exons: 12
Coding region: 76-1155 (359 amino acids)
Biological process (GO): transcription by RNA polymerase II
Molecular function (GO): transcription coactivator activity; protein heterodimerization activity
Source: RefSeq, a predicted model, not a curated record
AGAGUCGCGCCGAAGAAACGUGAACAGGAGCAACAGCAGCAGCGUUGUUUCCAAACGACUCAGGUGGCUGUUGUUAUGAGCAGCCCCAUGGCCGGCUCCGCAGCCUCCAGUUCUAAAGAGCGUCCAGCUUCCAGGACCAGUUUCAUCCUUGAGAUACAGAGCAUGAUGUUUGCUCUGGGAGACGCUCGCAGGCCUCUGCACGAGACAGCCGCUCUGGUGGAGGACAUCGUGCACACCCAGCUCAUUACCAUGCUGCAUCAGGCCUGCGAGGGGGCGUCUCAUCGUGGUUCGAGGUUCAUUUCAGCGGAGGACAUCCUGUUCCUGAUGAGGAGAGACAAGAGGAAGGUGGCGAGGUUAUUAAAAUAUCUCCAGUUUCGAGAUUAUAAAUCCAAACUACUCAAAACUCUGGAGGAUGAAGACAUUCAGCAAGAAACGGACCGGCCGGCUGGUGCUGCAGGCGGCGCUGCAGGCGGCGCUGCAGGCGUUCACCAGCGGAGGCAGCGAUUGGCCCAGGACUUUCUGGUGUGGAUGGAUCAGACCGGAGAGCUCCUCUCAUUGGCUGAUCGGCAGGAAGUAGACCCCAUCAAACAGGAACGGAUGGAGCGUCUAGAGCGCCAGACUCGAACUAUGGACCAGGGGCAGUACUCUGAGUUCUGUGAGAGUCGACAGCUCAGUUUUGCUAAGAAGGCGUCAAAGUUUCGAGACUGGCUGGACUGCAGCAGUUUAGAGCUGAAACCCAACAGCAUCUCCAUGGAGAUCCUGUCCUACCUGGCCUAUGAGACUGUUGCCCAGAUUGUGGAUUUGUCUCUGUUGGUAAAGCAAGAAAUGACUGCAAAAACAAAUCCCAUCAGUCAUGUGAUCUCUUCCAGCUACAUCCAAUACAACACUCAUACUGAGGUAAAGAAGGAUCCAGACUCACCUGAAGCCACUCCCCCUUCUACUCCAGGCUCCUCCCACUCAAAGACCCUCCCACAGGGUAACGGCAGUCUCGACGGCAGGGCAAGACAGAGAAAACGCAAAAAGAGCUGUCCGGCUCCAGUAGAACCUCCCAGUGGAGCCAUCCAGCCCUGUCACAUCAGAGAGGCCAUUAGAAGAUACAACUACAGACACACAAGUGCUUAUUGGAGGAGUGGGAUGGCCUUCCUCACCUGCUGAAGAUGAAACCUUUUCUUAGAAGUACCUGCAUGUAUAAUUCCAUUUUUUUUUUGUUCUACUGUUGUAAU